GCGUGCGCUGAGGGUGCUGAUGGUUGUCCACAUACGAGCUCUGAAUUUCAGCAGCAACGAAAGCUCUGCUCCCAACCUAAGCACCAAUGUCAGUGUUCGGGACACCUUGGUUCCCCAGGACCCCCUCGACCUGAGCAGGCAAGGCCACACGGUGGUGGCAGUAUGCCUUGGGCUCAUUUUGGUCCUGGGAUUCUUCAACAACCUUCUUGUCCUGCUUAUCUUCGCAAAGUUUCGGUCGCUUUGGAUGCCCAUCAACCUCAUCCUUCUGAACAUCAGCGUGAGCGAUAUCCUCGUGUGUAUUUGUGGAACUCCAUUCAGUUUUGCGGCAAGUCUACAGGGGAGAUGGCUCAUUGGACACAAUGGUUGCAAGUGGUACGGCUUCGCCAAUUCGCUUUUCGGGAUCGUGUCCCUGGUGUCUCUGUCCAUUCUGUCCUAUGAGCGCUACGCCACAGUGCAGCGCUCCACCAAGGCUGACGUGUCUGACUUCAGAAAGGCCUGGCUGUGUGUGUGGGGCUCCUGGCUCUAUUCCCUGCUAUGGACCCUGCCCCCCUUCAUGGGCUGGAGCAGCUACGGCCCGGAGGGGGCCGGGACCUCCUGCUCUGUCCAGUGGACCCAGCGCUCUCCGGCCAGUGUCUCCUACGUGGUCUGCCUGUUCAUCUUCUGCCUGCUGCUGCCCCUCAUGAUCAUGGUCUACUCCUACGGCGGGAUACUGGUUGCCAUCGGGGGGGUGGCUAAAACCAACCUGCUGUCAGCCCAGAGGCGAGAGCAGCACAUCCUGCUCAUGGUGCUGUCCAUGGUGUCCUGCUACCUGCUGUGCUGGAUGCCCUACGGCGUCAUGGCCCUGGCGGCUACCUUCGGCCGGUCAGGCCUGGUCACCCCCGUGGCCAGCGUGGUGCCCGCCGUCCUGGCCAAGAGCAGCACCGUAAUCAACCCUGUCAUCUAUGUGCUGUUCAACAACCAGUUUUACAGAUGCUUCGUUGCCUUUGUGAGAUGCAGAGGGGAGCCCCAGUCUGUGUACGGCUUUAACACCCAGCAGAGCAGCAGAGAGGAGAACGCUACACCCGGGAAACCGCUUUCACGCCCCUCCCUGGCCCAAAAACAGCCCUCUCUUUGCUCCCCACACACCAAGAGCUACAGGAGCCCCAGCAAUGCCCCCCUGUGUGGCCUGCGGCGGGAAUGGCGCACCAUGUCUCUGGUGGUCCACUACACCCCCUGAGAACCUCCUCUACUGGGCUGGGGGAACCACACUCUUGAGGUGGGAGAGGCUCAGAGAAAAGAUAGCCACCUGCAUUCUCCUGUGGAACCUUCUGAAUUUCUUUGUGAUCCACUAGAUGAGCAAAGUCAACCCAGUCUUAAGCCCUUAACCAAAAGGAACUGGUCGCGACCCAUCAGUUGUUCCCCAGCCAUCUAGGAAACUCUGCCUUGGAUUCUACAAGAUGUAUACCAACUGGGUCCUCAAUCUCCAGCUCCAGCUCCUGCCUUUACCGUUCUCAUUGUGCAAAAUCCAACAACAUUAACACUUUAAUGUCAGACUCAGCCCACCCUGACCUGUAGCAUUUAAAUUAUCUCUUAAGGCGUCCACAUGCUACCCAGGCGAAAUAGUUCGGAAGAGUUUGUACAUAUAUUAUGAUGACAUUUUGUGAUGUUUUGGACUUCGAGUUUUUCCGGCUGUUUGAGCACACAUUUCUUUCUAGAGGCAAGCCGAAGUUCGGAGCCGAAGUCUACGCCCCAUCGUCGGUGAUUGGUCAACAGAAGGAAUUCUUCAAUAGAGUCUGUCAUUCAACGAUAGACGACUCGUUUUCAUGCAGAUGUUUUCAUUGAGAAAUACUGCACCAAGCAUCUUAGUUAGAUGUAAAAUUGCGCAACUAAGAUCUCCUCGGCAAAAACAUAAAAAGUUGACAGAUUUCUUGAGUUAUUUUAGAUUCAUUCAGACUAUUUUGAGGAAGCGUAUACCAUUGCCGCUUUUUUCUCUUAUUUCAAGCGAAGGUCUUUUAAAGGAGAAUACGAGCACACUCGUUCAGCUAGACGCCUUAGGCUACCUGAAUGUUCUGUCAGUGCCAUGAUGUUUCCUCCUCUCUUUUGAUAUCUCAACACCAGUGCAGUGUCUUACCUAUAUUCUAAUUCAGUCAGAUUGAUGAGCCUGGUGUUAUGUAGCUACAGUACCUUCAGAAAGUAUUCACACCUCUUGACUUUAUUCACAUGUUGUUGUGUUACAGCCUGAAUUUAAAAUGGAUUAAAUUGAGAGUUUUUGUCACUGAUCUACACACGAAACCCCAUAAUGUAAAAGUGGAAUUAUGUUUUUCGAAAUGGUACAAAUUAUUAAAAAAUUAAAUGCUGAAAUGUCUUGAGUCAACAAGUAUUCAACCCCUUUGUUACGGCAAGACUAAAUAUGUUCAGGACUAAAAUGUGCUUAACAAGUCACAUAAGUUGCAUGGAUACACUCUGCAAUAAGUGUUCAACAUGAUUUUUGAAUGACUACCUCAUCUUUGAGGUAGAAAGGUUGCUGGAUCGAAUCCCCAAGCUUACAAGGUAAAAAUCUUUCGCUCUGCCCCUGAACAAGGCAGUUAGGCCAUCAUUGUAAGUAAGAAUUUGUUCUUAACUGGCUUGCCUAGUUAAAUAAAGGUUCAAUUUGUACCCCACACAUACAGAUAAUUGUAAGGUCCCACAGUCAAGCAGUGAAUUUACAACACAGAUUCAACCACAAAGACCCGUUUUCCAAUGCCUCGCAAAGGGCACAUAUUGGUAGAUUGGUAAAAAUACAAAAAAGACAUUGAAUAUCGCUUUGAGCAUGGUGAAGUUAUUAAUGACACUUUGGAUGGUGUAUCAAUACAACCAGUGACUACAAAAGCACAGGCGUCCUUCCUAACUUGGUUGCUGGAGAGAAAGGAAACCGCUCAGGGAUUUUAUCAUGAGGCCAAUGGUGACUUUAAAACAUUUACAGAGUUUAAUGGCUGGGAUAGGAGAAAACUGAGGCUGGAUCAAAACAUUGUAGUUACACCACAAUACUAACCUAAUUGACUGAAUGAAAAGAAGGAAGCCUGUACAGAAUAAAAAUAUUCCAAAACAUUAGUGCCUUGUUGCAAACAGGAUGAAAGUAAUACUGCAAAAAAAGGUGGUAAAGCAAUUAACUUUUUGUUCUGAAUACAAAGUGUUAUGUUUGGGUCAAAUCCAAUAUAACACAUUACUGAGUACCACUCAUAUUUUCAAGCAUAGUGGUGGCUGCAUUGUGUUAUUGUCACGUUCCUGACCUCUUUUCUGUUGUUUUGUAUGUGUUUAAUUGGUCAGGGCGUAAGUUGGGGUGGGUAGUCUAUGUUAUGUGUUUUCUAUGUUGGGUUAAUGGUUUGCCUGGUAUGGUUCUCAAUUAGAGGCAGGUGUGUGUCGUUUCCUCUGAUUGAGAGCCAUAUUAAGGUAGGUUGUUCUCACUGUUUGUUUGUGGGUGAUUGUUCCUGUGUCAGUGUAUACCACAUUGGACUGUUUCGUUUGUUCGUUCGUUUUAGGUAGUCUGUUCCUGUUCGUGCGUUCUUCGUCUAUAUGUAAGUUCGUUUGUUUCAGGUCUGUUGCCUUCGUUUAUUGUUUUGUAGUUUGUUCUAGUGUUUUGUCAGUGUUUUCGUCUUCCAUUCAAUAAAUUAGUAUAUAUUCCUCACCUGCUGCGCCUUGGUCCGUUCAUUCACCACAAGACGAACGUUACAGUUAUGCUUGUAAUUGUUAAGGACUGGGGAGUUUUUCAGGAUAAAAAAUAAACGGAAUGAAGCUAAGCACAGGCAAUAUCGUAGAGGAAAACCUGGUUCAGUCUGCUUUCCACCAGACACUGGGAGAUUGUCCUGCAGAGAUGAGUCUGCAGGACAGUAACCUAAAACACAAGGCCAAAUCUACACUGGAGUUGUUACCAAGAAGACAGUGAAUGUUCCUGAUUGGCCGAGAUACAGUUUUGACUUAAAUCUGCUUGAAGAUCUAUGGCAAGACCUGAAAAUGGUUGUCUAGCAAUGAUCAAUAACAGAUAUGACAGAGCUUGAAGAAUUGUAAAAAGUGUGCAUAUAUUGUAAAAUCCAGGUGUGCAAAGCUCUUUGAAUUACCCAGAAAGGCUCACAGCCGUAAUUGCUACCAAAGGUGAUUCAAACAUGUAUUGACUCAGGGGUUUGAAUACUUCUCUAAUCAAGAUAGUGUUUUUUUGUUCUUUUUUUUUUCAAAUGUUGAAGUGUUCUUUCACUUUGACAGAGUAUUUUGUGUAGGUGGUUGACAAAAAAUGACAAAUCCGUUUUAACACAACAAAAUGUGGAAAAAGUCAAGGGGUGUGAAUACUGUACAGUAUACAGGCUCAUGUUCACUUGAACUGAAGGCAGCACUGGGACUGUUCUACCCGGAAUCACGUUGGAAUUACAUGACACUCUGGGUUAAUUAAACUGUGAGGCUUUGCCAGUAGUGAGGAUUUUUCUAUUCAAACAUUUCCAAUCUUACAUCCACUGUAGCUCUAGCUCUUACCUUAAUUUCAACCUAACUUGAACUUUAACCUUAAAUGUAGCUCUAGCCUUGUAUCUUCAUCCUCAACCUAGCCUUAUGUCAGACUCGCAUCUUUUGCUUUUAAUGCCAGCCUAAGGUAAGCACAUGGAUUUCAAGUUAGAAUGCGGCCCUCACUUAAGAGUGGCAUGCCACCAGAGAGAUGAAUACUUACACCACUAGGGGAAGCCCUACGUCAUAUUACUGAUAGCCACAUAACAUUUAAGUGUUUUUUUGUUUUUUUAUAACUCUCAAAAUCAAAUCAAAUCCAAAUGUAUUUGUUACAUGCACCGAAUACAACAGGUGUAGAGCUUACCGUGAAAUGCUUACUUACAAGCCCUUAACAACAAUGCAGUUCAAGAAAUAAAGUUAAGAAAAUAUUUACUAAAUUAAAAAAAAAAAUUAAUAAAAAGUAACACAAUAAAAUAACAAUAAUGAGGCUAUAUAAAGGUGGUACCGAGUCAAUGUGUGGGGUUACAGGUUAGUUGACGUAAUUUGUACACGUAGGUAGGGGUAAAGUGACUAUGCAUAGAUAAUUAACAGUGAGUAGCAGCAGUGUACAAACAACAGGGGGGGGUCAAUGUAAAUAGUCCCGGUGGCCAUUUGAAACCGCCUAGUAUAUAGGUCCUGGAUGGCAGGAAGCUUGGCCCCAGUGAUGUACUGGACCGUACGCACUACCUUCUGAAGUAACUAACGGUCGGAUGCCUAUACUGUAGAAUGUAUUGCUUGGGCAGUUGUGUAUUGCAGGACAGCUUGCCAGUCUGCUUGUAAAUAUGCUUUAAUAUUAGUCUCAGUAUUGUUGAAGUACAUGGCAUUGUUCAGAUAUUAUUUUAAUUAAAGUUUUCACAUAACCAAGCUGACGCCAAGACAGUUCUUUUGUAACCUGUUGCCAAUGCUGCAUUCAGUAAUGGGACACUCCAAAUGGUGUGUCAUUUCUCUGCUUAGCAAUGUGCAUUAUGAAAAUAAAAGUUGAGUUUAUUUCUAGUUUGUCUAAAGUCCUCUGUUACUGAUAGUGCAGAGUGAAUGUCAACCCAAGACAUUCUCUAUGUCUGCCUCUCAAAUGGCACCCUAUUCUUUUCAUAGUGCUCUACUUUUGACAAAGGCACUAGUCAACGCGAGUGCACUAUAAAAGGGAAUAGGUUGCCAUUUAGGACGCAGACUAACACUCCAAAUGAGCCGGCAGAUGACAUGUGUUGACAUUCUAUGGAAACUGCUUGACUCAAUAGAAUUAGUAAAUGGAAAGAUUCUUGUCUGAGAAACUCCCAACUUGACCAUAGUCUUCCCCUUCUCGAAGUUCCACAUCGUGAUUUCUGUACCCUGUAAGAGUGUGUAGGAGUGUGCACGUGUGUGUAUGUGUCUGUGUGUGCACGCUUGCACCUCGUGUGUCUGUAAGUGAGAAAGGGAGUGAGAGAGAAAUAGUCAUGUAUGCCAGCCUGGGGUGGCAGGUAGUCUAGUGGUUAGAGUGUUGGGCCAAUAACUGAAAGGUUGCUGGAUCGAAUCCCCUAGCUGACAUGGUAAAAAUCUGUCGUUCUGCCUCUGAACAAGGCAGUUAACCCGGUAGGCCGUCAUUGUAAAUAAGAAUUUGUUCUUAACUGAUUUGCCUAGUUAAAUAAAGGUUACAUUUAAAAAAUGUGAUGUAUGAGUCAUGAUACCUGCUGAUGCACUUUAGAAGUCCUGCCCCCUCACGCUGAUGGAGAGAAGUGUCAUUUGCACCCAGGGGUACAAUUUCUGGGAGAACCAAGUAGAAAAUGUAAAUUAUUUCUCUAUAACCUUGGUUCCAUGGGGGAUGUCAGAUCCUGAUCCAGCUGUUAGCAUCCUGCUUGUAUUGGCUUUUAGAGAAGGAAAUGAAGACUUGAGUGUGUUUCAAGUAGCCUACCUCUCAUUAAGGUGCCUGUAAUACAAGCACAGUCAUUUUCUCUCCUGAUUUAACUACUGCAGCUGGGCCAAACAAAUGGCUGCUAAAUAUUUAGCAAAAGGCAGCUAAAUGUUUUCCCCAAAUUGAAUGACAUAAUUAAGGUUUGAAUUAGCGCAAAUGUAAAAAGAUGCUCAUUCCGAGCGCUGGUGUAAAAUACAUUUUAACAGGUAGAUUCAUUAAAUUAGUCUCUAAUUGGCUUAUCCUGCCAAUGAUGACACAGGUGCUGCAUAGACAUACAGUACAAGAUUCAUAAAGUAAGAAGAUAGAGAGAGAGCGAGAGCGUCUGUGUUUGUGUUUUUGGUUUUACCGUCCUUGUGGGGACCAGAAGUCCUCACAAGAAUAGUAAAACAAGGACUAUACAUUUUGUCUGACCCCACAAGGAUAACGUUUAUUUUAGGUUCAAGGGUUAGGGUUAGAAUUAGGGUCAGGGGUUAGGUUUAGGGUCUAAGGUUAGGGUGUGUGUGUGUGUG
Salvelinus fontinalis (brook trout) is the source of this 6879-nucleotide messenger RNA. RefSeq names its product pinopsin-like. Gene Ontology annotation, molecular function: G protein-coupled receptor activity. The transcript has 5 exons. The record is from RefSeq and is a predicted model, not a curated record. NCBI's taxonomy places the organism in Eukaryota, Metazoa, Chordata, Actinopteri, Salmoniformes, Salmonidae. Gene Ontology annotation, biological process: visual perception; G protein-coupled receptor signaling pathway. Bases 20 to 1216 code for a protein of 398 amino acids. Gene Ontology annotation, cellular component: membrane; photoreceptor outer segment.